AUGCCUAGAAUACGUCCAGAGGAUCUCGUCCGAGUGCUCCAGCUCGCGCAGGAGCAGACCGAUGCCGGACGCAGAAUAGCCGAUGCUAUCGCGCUCAUCGAGGGGGUGAUGGAUGACUUGGGCGAGGAAGCUAUAUCGAUCUCCUUCAACGGCGGUAAAGACUGCACUGUCCUGCUCCACCUCUACGCAGCCGUCCUUCUCGCACGGCAUACGAAAAGUCUCUCCUCUCUACUACCUACGCCGGCCCAUCUUCCCAUCUCAUCACCCACAACCAACGGCCUAUCCGAGCCCAAACCUAUCUUAUCCUCAGUAACCCCUUCAUCGCCUUCCGGACAUAUCACCACCCCGCCCUCCCCACCCCUCCCCACCAUCAAAGCAAUCUACAUCACCGCACCGGACCCUUUUCCCCUCCUCGACGAAUUCGUGCUCUCCUCGGCGGAGUUGUACGGGAUGGACCUGUAUCGCUUCGGAGGGGGCAUGAAGGCUGCUCUGGGGGGUUAUCUGGGGGGUGAGGCGGGAAAGGGAGUCAAGGGGAUGUUGAUGGGUACGAGAAAGGGGGAUCCGAAUGGGGACGUCGAGCCCCUCGCACCCACAGACCCCAGCUGGCCCUCCGUGCUCCGCAUCCACCCAAUCCUCGACUGGUCCUACGCCCACGUCUGGGACUUUCUGCGAGAUCUCAACGUUCCAUAUUGCUCAUUAUAUGACGAGGGCUAUACAUCACUAGGGUCCACCAAAAAUACCGUCCCCAACCCCCUGCUACGGAAUCCGUCCGCUCCGUCAGGCUGGGACCCCGCUUGGAAGUUGACGGACGGGUCGAAAGAGCGUUGUGGGCGACUAGACUCUUCAUCAUGA
Molecule: messenger RNA, 852 nt
Organism: Dioszegia hungarica
Lineage: Eukaryota; Fungi; Basidiomycota; Tremellomycetes; Tremellales; Bulleribasidiaceae
Product: putative FMN adenylyltransferase
Exons: 5
Coding region: 1-852 (283 amino acids)
Biological process (GO): FAD biosynthetic process
Molecular function (GO): FMN adenylyltransferase activity
Source: RefSeq, a predicted model, not a curated record